Sipha flava (yellow sugarcane aphid) is the source of this 586-nucleotide messenger RNA. Its product is annotated as coiled-coil-helix-coiled-coil-helix domain-containing protein 1. Gene Ontology annotation, biological process: mitochondrial translation. Gene Ontology annotation, molecular function: RNA binding. Lineage: Eukaryota; Metazoa; Arthropoda; Insecta; Hemiptera; Aphididae. The coding region runs from base 163 to 528 and encodes 121 amino acids. Gene Ontology annotation, cellular component: mitochondrial ribosome; mitochondrion; nucleoplasm. The transcript has a single exon. The record is from RefSeq and is a predicted model, not a curated record.
AACCUUUUUGAUAACAAGAAAAACAACGAUGAACAUUUUUUAUGUGUUAAACAUAUUUUCUGUUCUGUGAUUUUACUAUUGGUUAUUGUUUUUUAAAAUUCACUUAAAAGUUACAAUUUUAAAUUACCUUAGUAAGCCAAUUGUUUGCACAAUCAUUUCAAGAUGCGCUUAAGUAACGUGUUACAUUAUCGAGAUAUGCGUCGGUACACAAAGAAUCCUCUUGAGGUUCGUUUUGAAGAAUUGUUGCCCUUAAAACUAAAAAACAAAGUAUCGGGAAAAGGAGAUAGAUCUAAAGAACGUGCAUGUGUUCAUGAAAUGUCUAUUAUGUUUGCUUGUUUCAAAAAAAAUGAAUUUGAUCAGUCUCGCUGUUCAAAUGAAAUCAAUUUGUUUCAAGUUUGUGCAAAUAAACAUCAUAUCGAGAAGUUCAAAAGAAAACAGAAUAUUCGAGAAGGAAAUAUUUCUUUAGGGAAAGAUAAUCUUACUCCUAGAGAAAUAAAUUAUCUUCUGAAGAAGCAUCCAAAUCCAUAAUUUUUUUUUUUUCUUAGAAGAAUAUUUAUACAUUUAAUGUGUUCAUUUUUGUGCUUUG